Mesorhabditis belari is the source of this 678-nucleotide messenger RNA. The record is from the annotation of a GenBank genome assembly. Lineage: Eukaryota; Metazoa; Nematoda; Chromadorea; Rhabditida; Rhabditidae.
AUGAAUGCUUCACCGUGGGACUAUUUCUUCGAAUCAACGAACGGGGAUGGCGUGGAAAAGCAUUUGGAAACGAUCCUUCGUGCCGAGCGCGUGUGUGCCGACAGUGAUUGGCGCUGGUUGGCGGCGGUUAGCAAAUUGAGGCAAAAUAGAUCGAUUUCCCUUGACGAAAUCGACGAUCACCACCUGAUUGCCUCGAUUUGCCCAACGAAUAAGCGAUAUUCGAUCGAAAUUUUGCCGACCGACGAUUUUCCCACAACUCCGCCAGAGAUUUCCUGUGAUUUUCAGGCGGGCUUCGACUUUAAUUGGCCGGAUAUGGAACAUUCCUUGUCUUCACUCCUCGAAUCUUUCGCCGAUUACGUGAAACGGAUCGAUUUUGUCGUCAACUCCCUGCAAGCUUGCGAUGGAUUCGACUUUGAACUAAAGGAAUUCGACUUGGACGACGAGGAGACGAAUGCAAUCGCCGCAACACUCAUCGUCAAAGAAACUGGAGAGGUUCUGCAGCUUCUCAUCGACCCUCUCGACCCGAAUUCUUUUCCCUGUCGCUUGUCCUCGUCGAUUCCAGAUCGCUUUCGCGGGCUUCAGUACGAUUGGAAUGUCGACGAGCCAUUGCUAUUUAAUUUGGAGAAUAUUUUGAGAGAAGCUGAUCAACGGGCUUUCGAAAAAGUGUCCAUUCUACCG